Ornithodoros turicata is the source of this 1858-nucleotide messenger RNA. Its product is annotated as UDP-N-acetylglucosamine transporter-like. Lineage: Eukaryota; Metazoa; Arthropoda; Arachnida; Ixodida; Argasidae. Gene Ontology annotation, molecular function: UDP-galactose transmembrane transporter activity. Gene Ontology annotation, cellular component: Golgi membrane. Gene Ontology annotation, biological process: pyrimidine nucleotide-sugar transmembrane transport. The transcript is spliced from 8 exons. The record is from RefSeq and is a predicted model, not a curated record. The coding region runs from base 406 to 1404 and encodes 332 amino acids.
CUGGAUUCAACAAAUGUCAAUGUGGCCAGCCCUGUGUUCCCAGUGUUCAACAGCAUCAUCGACUGCUCUUUCGACUACAGAUUCGUAACGCUGGAAUGCAUAUUGGUUCCUGUUAUGUAGUUCGAAGGAACUUUGGAAUUAUAAUUUGUGUGCUAUUGCUGGAUAAUUCACCCGCAAUGCGCUCCAUUACCACCACAACCACGUAACCACGUAGUGCGUCCUCCGCCGGCGAUUUGAUCAGCGCCUUGUGUUCUGUGUUCCAUAAAACUUCAAAGCCUCUGGUUCUGCAGUUUGUUGGUGCAGUGCAUACAGCGACCCUGACGUGUGACAAAAUGCUCUUUCCUGCAAUUCACACCUGCUACACACUUGCGAUCUUGCGCAACGGAUUCUAUUACACGCUGUAACAUGGGGUUGCGUGGAGUCCCUAUAAAGAUGCAUAGUUUACUCAAGUAUACAUCUCUGGCAGUCAUUGUCAUACAGACGACCACAAUGGUCCUUGUCCUACGCUUCUCUCGGACACAGACCGUAGCUGGGCCACGUUACCUAUCUUCCUCCGCGGUUGUAGCAUCCGAGUUCCUAAAGCUUCUUGUUUGUGCAUCCGUUCUGCUCUGGGAAAACGAUGGAAAUCCAGUACAGCUGCUCCGGCAGCUCCACCAGGAAGUUUGGUGCAAACCGAAAGAAACUUGCAAGAUGUUGGUUCCAGCUGGCCUGUACACGUUGCAGAAUAACCUGCUUUUUCUAGCACUGUCUUUAUUAGAUGCUGCUACAUUUCAGGUGACAUACCAGCUCAAGAUUUUAACAACAGCUAUGUUUAGUGUUGUCAUGAUGAAGAAGAGGCUCUCGUUUCAACAAUGGAUAGCUCUUUUGCUCCUUAUGGGAGGUGUCGUUCUUGUACAGAUGCCAGCAGCUGAGUCUGGGAAACAGGUCACGCAAGGGUCUGCCGCUUCAAAGCUUCUGGGACUCAUGGCCAUUUUGGCUUCGUGUGUUUCAAGCGGAUUCAGUAGCGUUUAUCUUGAGAAGCUACUUAAAGGCCUUUCCCAGUCUCUCUGGGUCAGGAAUAUACAGCUGGCUAUAUUUGCCCUGGUCCUUGGAAUAGUUGCCAUGUUCCUUACUGACUAUCAGAGGCUUGUAGUUGGAGGAUUCUUUCAAGGUUACAAUUACAUCACUUGGGCAGUUAUAUUUCUUCAAGCGUUUGGAGGCCUAGUGGUGUCGUUAGCCGUGCGUUAUGCGGAUAGUAUACUCAAGGGCUUUGCGACGUCGAUUUCCAUCGUGCUUUCGGCUCUCUGUUCCUACUUCCUUCUUGGGGACUUCUUGCCUACCACCGAUUUUCUUGCCGGAGCUUCCUUGGUGAUAUUCUCCACCAUCAUGUAUGGAAUCCCCGUGAGUUCUGGAUCCAGCAAAUGACGGAUUCUUGGCACAGUUUGCGGACUGCAUUAGAGCCAACAAGCAUUCGAAUGGUCCGUUGACAAUGUUGGACUUCCUUGUAGUGAGCAACCAUAAGUAUUACUUGGAGCUUGGUUGGCAGCAAUUUAGUGUUAAAAAAACUCACACAGCCUGCGAGUGAUCUCAUGGUGCAACUGAUGGACAAUACGUCUCGAUGUCACGUGGACCAAGUGCGCAUGGGUCAUCCUAAUAUUUUACGUAGCUUACAAUGCCAGCACUAAAUAGGCAAAGUUGAUUUAUCCUAGAGUUGCUCGUGCAAAACAGACUCCAUUAUAAACAGACUCCGUUAUGCCUUUGUGGGCACAGUGAUAGAAUUGUGUGGUUCCUCAGGAUGACCUUAUGAAUUCUAGUCUCUCUGUUGAUGUCAUGUUCUGUUGUCUGCUCAGUUUACACUAAAAUAUAUACGUAUAUACUA